Messenger RNA from Phytophthora infestans T30-4, 498 nucleotides. Its product is annotated as secreted RxLR effector peptide protein, putative. Lineage: Eukaryota; Oomycota; Peronosporomycetes; Peronosporales; Peronosporaceae. The coding region runs from base 1 to 498 and encodes 165 amino acids. The record is from RefSeq and is a predicted model, not a curated record. The transcript has a single exon.
AUGCGACUGGCAGCGUUUGUUUUGGUGGCUGUAGCAUUUGCGAUCAUUCCUGAUGGACGAGUCUCCGCGGCAGCACUCGGACCUCCCAAGAGCAGUGAAGGUACUCACGAAACAGCAAGAUUGUUGCGGUUGAAUGCUGUGCCACAGCCUGUGGAAACCGGCAACCAAGAAGAAAGGACAAUUAACUUCGCGUCGAUUAAGAAGAUUGUUCCGGGUACAAGCGCCUUUAAAAACGCACAAGCACUUAAGGCGUCUCAAAAGGCAGCACUGAAGGCCCAGGAUGCGGCUAAAAGGAAAGCUGCCGUUGACAAGUGGUUCAAACAAUUCGAAAGCGAUGAAUUUCUGUUUACAGCUGCGUUCCCCUCUUGGGUCAGAAAGAAAAUGCACCCCGACAAAGUCCGAGAAUACUUCGCUUCGCUUGGCAAGUCGGGCGAUGACGUCAGUAUGAUCGUCAAGCGUUACGACAAUUACCGCCAAACAAUACCCACGAAGAAGUAG